AUGCAGGAUUAUAUUAUUGAAUAAAAUAAAAUAGAUGUCAUAGUACAAGAUCCUACUAUUAAAUAAAAUCAAGAGGAAUUCAUUAUCUACAAAAUUUAAGGUUAAGAUAGAACAGGCAAUUUUUAAAUUUAACGUCGUUUUAGUGAAUUCUAUUAAUUAAGAUUGUAACUUGUAGAAAAAUGGCAAUAUUGUUAUAUACCUGCAAUACCUGAAAAAGCUAUUUAAGUAUUUAAUUCUAUUAUAAAUUAAGGGAAAUAUGACUUAAUAAUUUGUAUAUUAAAGAUUGCAAAUGUUAAAUUAUUUUAUGAGAUAAUUAUCUCAUUUUUAAUAUUUGUGGUAUUCUCAGGAAGUUUAAAAUUUCAUAAGAUAACCAAAUAUUUAGGAAAGUAAUUCUAAUCAAUAGCAAAAGAAUUAUGCUGAUUAUUUGAUUUCAAUAUUUCCACAAUUUGCAGAAAAUCCCAUUAGCUAAUAAAAUGAAACAAUAAUAGAAUAAUUUUUCCUUUUUAUUUAAAAUGCUACUCCCAUACUACAAAAUUAUAAAUUAAUCAUGAAAAACUAAAUAAAUAAAAGGUAAAAGUUACGAAAAUAAGUAGUAAAAAUUAUUUUUAACAAAUUAAUAUUUUUCAAAAUUAUUUUAUACCUGAAUAUGAGACAUCAUUAAACGAAAAUUUUGAAGAAUUACAAUUUCGAUCAUCAAGCAAAUUGAUUUUCGAUGUUCAAAAAGAUUUUGAUUUAAGUGAUAACGAAAAGUAAUUCUAUAUCAUGUAUACUUAGAUUAAAAUUGAAUUAAAUGAAUUUUAAGUAAAAAUAAAUAAUUAAAUUUAUUAGGUGUUAAAUGGAGUAAUUUAAGAGAAAAAGCAAUUAUAUUUAGAGAUUUAAUCUUUGAAAAAAUAACUUAAAAAAUAAGUUAAUUAUGUUUCUGAAAUUUAAAAUAAGGGUUUAAAUAUAAUAAAGAAAAUAUUAAUCACUAAAGAUGAAGAAAUAGAAUUAUAAUUAUCUAAAUUAAAACAAGUAAUUUUUUACAACUAAUAUAGUUUGAAAAAGAACUGACAAUAAAGAUUUCAAUCUAUAAUUUAAUCACAAAUAAAUUAGCAAUCGAGAUAGAAUUUUUAAAAAAGAUUUUUUCAGAGAGUUAUUAUUGUUUAGUUAGAGAAAUGAGUCAAUACUUUAAAAAAAAUGCCUAAGAUGUAUUAAUUAACAUUAUUAUUAGAAUAUUUCUUUUUAUUAAAAUCUUUUAUAAUAAAUAGAAAAUUAAGGCCUUUGA
Molecule: messenger RNA, 1264 nt
Organism: Paramecium sonneborni
Lineage: Eukaryota; Ciliophora; Oligohymenophorea; Peniculida; Parameciidae
Source: the annotation of a GenBank genome assembly